Corylus avellana is the source of this 1195-nucleotide messenger RNA. The record is from RefSeq and is a predicted model, not a curated record. NCBI's taxonomy places the organism in Eukaryota, Viridiplantae, Streptophyta, Magnoliopsida, Fagales, Betulaceae.
UUAAAAUUAACCGACAUAACCUUAUUAUUUACCGCAACACGUAAAAGGGAUGUCCAAAACCAAUGAACCAGUAGACAUCAUGGGUCCACUAGCUAGUCUAUAUGACAACCGUGUCGAGAGAAAUUGCCAUCUCAGAAGCCCAUCUCUCCCAUGGAGCUGAGCAAACCAGAAAUUGCCAUCGAGUUCCCCCUACUGAUUCGAGUCUACAAAGACAACCGUGUAGAGAGACUUAUGGACACCGAUAUCGUUCCGGCAUCAUCGGAUGAAAGAACCGGUGUCACAUCCAAAGACAUAACAAUCAUCGCCGCCGAACCCGAUAUCUCCGCGCGCCUUUACCUCCCAAAGCUCACUAAACCAAAUCAAAAGCUUCCUCUUCUUGUCUACUUCCAUGGAGGAGCCUUCUGCGUCUCCUCGCCAUUCACUUCCAAGUACCACAAUUACCUCAACGCUCUCGUGGCCGAAUCCAACGUUGUUGCGGUCUCUGUGAACUACAGGAAAGCCCCCGAAUACCCUCUACCAGCCGCGUACGAGGACGCCUGGGCUGCGCUGCAAUGGGUCGAGGCCCAUUGUAGUAAUGGUGGCCCUGAGGCUUGGUUGAAUGAGCACGCGGAUUUUGAGAGGGUGUUCUUGGCUGGAGUGAGUGCUGGCGCCAAUAUUGCUCAUAACUUGGCUAUGGCGGCUGGAAAGGCCGAGCUUGGGCCGAACCUGGGCCUUCUUGGGGUCGCUUUGGUCCACCCGUAUUUCUGGGGGUCGGAUCCUAUUGGGUCGGAGGCUCAGAUUCCGGGAUUGAAGGAAGGUGUGGAUAGGUUGUGGCCUUUUAUCUGCCCGUCUGCACCGGACAACGAUGACCCACGGAUUAAUCCAGUGGCUAAGGGUGCUCCUAGCUUGGCGGGGUUGGGUUGCAGGAGGGUAUUGGUGUGUGUGGCUGAGAAGGAUAUAUUGAGGGAUAGAGGGUGGCUUUACUUUGAGGCGUUGGGUCGGAGUGGGUGGAUGGGUGUGGUGGAGAUCGAAGAGACAAUAGGGGUGGAUCAUGCGUUUCAUUUGAAGGAUUUGGAGGGUGAGAAAGCCAAGGAAUUGAUCAAAUUGUUGGCUGAUUUCUUCAAUAGGGAAAUGCCUCCACUGAUUUGAUUGUGUGCUAUUGCUUUUGAUUUGUGUUUAUCAUCAAAUUGUAUGGCAAUUAUGUAAAAAUAUACUA